Metopolophium dirhodum (rose-grain aphid) is the source of this 1467-nucleotide messenger RNA. RefSeq names its product activin receptor type-2B-like. Gene Ontology annotation, biological process: protein phosphorylation; activin receptor signaling pathway; cellular response to growth factor stimulus. Gene Ontology annotation, molecular function: ATP binding; activin binding; activin receptor activity. The record is from RefSeq and is a predicted model, not a curated record. NCBI's taxonomy places the organism in Eukaryota, Metazoa, Arthropoda, Insecta, Hemiptera, Aphididae. Gene Ontology annotation, cellular component: activin receptor complex; plasma membrane. The transcript is spliced from 10 exons. Bases 1 to 1428 code for a protein of 475 amino acids.
AUGAACGAAUGUCUUGUGGGAAAAGGGCAAGCGUAUUGUUAUGCCGCUUGGUAUAACAAUACGUUAUUCAAUGAAGUGGCUAUAGAGUUUAAGGGUUGCAUUUACUCACACCACGACGACUGUGAAAAAACGGAAUGUGUGGAAACGAAUAGUUUUCGUUCCAAAAAGGUCAAUCUGAGUUGCUGCUGUAAUAUGGAUGGUUGCAACUCAGAUAUUCGAUGGAACCCGGACGCUAUUAAUACUGAACCAAGUGCUCAAAUAGUGAAAAAAGUGUUGGUUGAGACGGCCUGUUAUUUGAUGUUCUUCUGUGCUAUGUAUGUAGCAUACAAACUAUAUCAAUAUUGUUUUCCAAAUAGCAACAACUCAAGGCCGUCCAUCGAUCCACCAAUAGAAUUAAAUGAGAUUUCUUCGACUAGUAGCUUGGGGAAUGGACUUUCUCUAGGAUUAGUUGAGGUUAUUUCAAGGGGUCGUUAUGGUGUAAUAUGGAAAGCAAUUUAUAAUAAUGAUAUAGUAGCUGUUAAAAUAUACCCUCCUCAGGGUGAAAAGUCAUGGUUGAUAGAACAAGAGAUUUAUCAGUUACCAAGCAUGCAACAUGACAAUAUACUGUUCUUCAUUGGGGCUGAAGAUCGUUCUAAUGCAAUUGAAGCAGCCAAAAGUGAAUAUUGGCUGAUCACUGCUUAUCACGAAUGUGGAUCACUAUGUGACUAUUUAAAAUCUAAUACAUUAACUUGGAAUCAGCUUUGUCAUAUUACCCAUUCCAUGGCAAGAGGUUUGAUGCAUUUACAUGAAGAAUAUCGAUUAGAACCUGUAGGUCAAUGUAAGCCAAUCAUUAGACCAAGAAUUGUUCACAGAGAUCUGAAAAGCAAAAAUGUUCUACUAAAACAUGAUUUAACUGCAUGUAUUUCUGAUUUUGGUGUCGCUGUGGUUUUGCCGCAACAUGGCAACUUAUGUGGUGAUGUACAUACACGGGUUGGCUUAUCACGAUACAUGGCACCAGAAGUACUAGAUGGAUCCAUCGAUUAUUCAAGGAAUAAAACAUUUUUAAGUGUAGACAUGUAUGCAUGUGGAUUAAUAUUAUGGGAAUUGGCAACUAGAUGUACAGCACAACUAGGAGCUGUACCAGAAUAUAGGUUACCUUUUGAAGAAGAAAUUGGACAAGAUUCGUCAUUUCAAGAUAUAAUAGAAUGUAUAGUGAAUAAACGGUUAAGGCCAGCUUUUAAAGAUAACUGGAAGAAAUCACAUUCAGGCUUAAAAGAAUUAUGUCAAAUAAUUGAAGAAUGUUGGACACAUUGUCCCGAAGAUAGAUUAACGGCCAUGGAAUUCUUGUAUCGCUGCCCCGGAAAGCAAGAUAGUCUAAAUGAAGCCCAUUGGAAUGAUUGGUCCCUCAAUCUACCAAUAGAAAUAGAUGAGAUUCCAUCGACUAGUUGAGGAAAUUUCAAGGGGUCGCUAUAGUAUAAUAUGGAAAGC